This is a messenger RNA of Candidozyma duobushaemuli, 366 nucleotides long. Its product is annotated as lipid-binding protein. The transcript has a single exon. The record is from RefSeq and is a predicted model, not a curated record. Bases 1 to 366 code for a protein of 121 amino acids. NCBI's taxonomy places the organism in Eukaryota, Fungi, Ascomycota, Pichiomycetes, Serinales, Metschnikowiaceae.
AUGUCUGACGCCGGAAGAAAACCAUUCACUGACAAGGUCUCCGAGACCGUUAAGCCUGACUCUGAGAAGUCUUACCUUGAGAAGGGCAAGGAGGCUGUUACCGACAAGGUUGACGAGUUUGCUGGCAAGAACGUCCCAGACUCCGAGAAGUCUUUCGGUCAGUCUGUUGCUGACCACGCUCACCAGGGUUCUGAGGACGCCAAGAAGGAGGUCAACCAGCAGUCUGGUUCUCUUUCUGAGACUGCUCAGGAGUACUACGAGACCGCUAAGGAGAAGGCUUCCGAGGCUGCCGAGUACGUCUCCAACGUUGUUCAGGGUGCCACCGAUGGUGCUCAGAACGCCGCUGACUCUGCUUCCAAGAAAUAA